AUGACAACGACACGAGGCAAAGAACGCCAAUCUAUCCUAUCACAUGUCUUUAAACAGAUUCUCUCGGAUCCUCCUAUACCAAGCAAGAAAAGAACAUUUGAAGAUGUAUUCACGCCUUCUAAAUGCUUUCCAGACUUAUGGCAAACGAGACAAGAGCUAAGAGAGAAGGAGGAUUUAUUACUAUCCAAAGGAAGAACUACCAGAGCUGGUAGACUGCGAAUAGAGAGGCAAACUGUUGGAGAAAAAAUUAGACAGGACGCGAAAGAUUGUACAAGAAAUGGCUGGAAUGGAGAUUUACAUGAUAGUGGCGAGAAUGUCAAUGAGGGUAUAAACAAGGAUAUGACGAAAGAGACAAUAAACGAGAAUAAUAGCGAAAUAACGCAUAAACGCAAAAGACAAAAGUCAAAUGAAAUUUCGGCUGAUAAGCAUAGUCGCGAAAUUACUAAUCAGUUAAACACUGAACUUGAUGGUAACGAACUAUCUUGUAAUGAUAAUACGGUGCCUACUCAAUUGACGAAUCACGCAAAGCAAGUUACGCAGAAUAAUACAAAAAGAAAGUCUAGAGAUUUAACGGAAUCGGAGAGAAAGAAAGUCAAGACAGCCAAACCUGACGUAAUUAAAAGAGGCAGAGGAAGACCAAAGAAAUACGAAACAACUACUUCAUAUGCGCAAUCAACUCAGUUAGUGCAUCCAUAUCUCGCAACUCAUUCACCAACACACAUCGAAACAAAGGUUCCUCGAUUGCGUCUUAUAUUGAAGAAACGAUGUGAGCCACCUUUGCAAUCAACAGAUGCCUCACAUUCGAGCACUCCCGCCUAUACUCCAGAUAUGCAGAAUACUCCUAAUGAUAAGAAGAAGUCGGAAGGAAAAACGGGACUAGUUCCUUUAGAUCCGUUGAAAGAGUCACAGCUGAGGUCAGUGUUGUGCACCACGAAGAAGCAAUUAAGUAUAAAAGCAGCAAGAAUGAAGAGGAAAUUGCUGUUGAGAGAGUCCAAACGCGCAGUUCAAUUACCAAUAUUCGACAUUGACAUUUGGAUACACAACCAUAUGCGAUCGGGAGUAGAUUUACUUCCAAUCACAUAUCAAUCGCCGCAGCCGAACUCAUCGUCGCUCUCUUCGCCUUUGCCUACAUCCCAAGAUACAUCACAACAACAAGGGGACGAUUCGUCUCGUUCAGAAGAAUCCCCCGUCUUGCAGGAAUCGGACUGUGUCAACGCUGCUUCUACAGAUCGCAGUGAAAUUGAAUCUAGUCUUAACAGAACCAAAAGUAUUAAGAGGCCUCUUUCACGAUAUUUAACAUCUUUUGCAUCCAGAAUACAUGGAGUACCAUGCUAUUGGCGUACGCUGACAAACCCGUCUCCUCUGCUUUCUGCGUAUACUUCAACUCCCCUUCCACCAUAUGUAUUUCGUGAUUACUGGACGCGCCCGCCUAAACUUCUUCUCCUGCAUUCCAUUCUCACGUACCCCCAUCGCGACAAACCCUCGUCCUCUUCACCACUUUCUAGUCCAAUAGAUUUCUGUUAUUUCCAACCGGAACAUUUGCUCCAA
Molecule: messenger RNA, 1548 nt
Organism: Paraglomus brasilianum
Lineage: Eukaryota; Fungi; Glomeromycota; Glomeromycetes; Paraglomerales; Paraglomeraceae
Source: the annotation of a GenBank genome assembly